Molecule: messenger RNA, 1368 nt
Organism: Dermacentor silvarum
Lineage: Eukaryota; Metazoa; Arthropoda; Arachnida; Ixodida; Ixodidae
Exons: 2
Coding region: 37-879 (280 amino acids)
Source: RefSeq, a predicted model, not a curated record
GAGAAAGUGGUGCCGCUGCUGCGGGCCGCUUGCGCCAUGGCUCCGCAGCCGUACCCGGACGUGUUCGGCGAGAGCCGCUACUACAUCACCAGCGAGCACAUGAAGGCUUUCCGGGCGCGGCUGUUCAGCGAGUCGCGCAGCAGGGAAGCGGCCGCCUACCACCCGAGCGACCGGCGGCGCAUCAUGGACAGCGACGAGUACUGCUGGCGCUUCAUCGUCCACAACCGCCUCGACCUGGAGCGCGCCGUGCGAAUGGCCGACGCGGCGCUCAAGUGGCGCGCCCAGGCCCGGCUGCACGAGCUGACCGAGUCCAGCCUGCCGAGGGCGUGCCUGCAGGCCGGCUUCGCGCACCCCUUCAACGUGGACCGCUACGGGAACCACGUGCUUCUGCUGCGACCCGCCAACAUACGCAACCUUCCGAUGACCGACGUCCGUCGCGUGCUCGUGUUCUUCGUGGAGACCCUGCUGCGGCGGCAGAACGCCUCCCGCAUCACGCUGCUCGUGGACUGUGUUGGCGGCGACCGGCACCAGCUGGACCUGGGCCGGUACCUGAUGGCCUUGUUCCGCUGCUAUUACCCUCGGUCGCUGGGCUUCGUCCUGCUGUGGCAGCCCCCACGUUUGCUCCAGGGCAUCUGGAAGCUCUGCAAGGGCCUGAUGCCCGUCGAAGCCCUGGAGAGAAUACGCUUCGUCACGAUCAGGGACAUUGGCCGCUACGUGGACCGCGACAAGCUGCCAGUGCGCAUGGGAGGCACCGACAACUACCACUACGUGUACGCGCCCGGCAAGCCUCUGGGAGACCGGUGUCCCCGGCUCGCCCCUCUGGACCCGGUCAGCUGCCCGACGGCGAGCCUCCACGUCUACGGCAUGUUCACGGCCUGACGAGUUGGCGAGAAUGUGUGGCGCUCUGAUCAGUUCUCGGUGGAAAAGUGCCGCGCAAGUGUCGUCGCGUUUAGAUCAAGUCUAACACACGGGAUCUUGGUUUUGGAGCAGUGUUUUUUUUUUUCUGCUUCUUCAACGUGCCCCGAAGGAAGUGUGGCUAGGGACAGGCACAGGUGCCGUCUUUGGCUGCAUAAGUGGAGGAGAAAGUUGUCUAAACCACUUUGUUGGGCCCAUUCAGUACUCGGCCGAAAGCUUCGCGCCCCUGCAUCUCGAUUCAAAGUGACUAAACAGAGGAAUACUGUUGAUACCCAUAUUAUUUGUUAAUGGCUUGCAGAGAUUUUUAUCAGUUCUCUCGAAGGUGCUGCACAAGGAACAAAGCCUUGAUGACGAAGGAAGAAGAUGCCGUCACGUGCGCUUAAAUUUUUUACUUAGAAAUUCUACAACCUUCAGGACCACAAAGUUUAAAAUAUGAAAAGUGAAGAAUGAAAA